Nothobranchius furzeri (turquoise killifish) is the source of this 3412-nucleotide messenger RNA. RefSeq names its product leucine rich repeat and Ig domain containing 1b (gene lingo1b). Lineage: Eukaryota; Metazoa; Chordata; Actinopteri; Cyprinodontiformes; Nothobranchiidae. The record is from RefSeq and is a predicted model, not a curated record. Gene Ontology annotation, molecular function: protein binding. Gene Ontology annotation, cellular component: plasma membrane.
GGUGCAGCAUGUAUGUGAGCGUGUGUGAGCCAGCAGAGCCGCCUGUGUGUUUACAUGCCAGUGUAUCAGUGCGGCCGGAUUUAGCGCAUCUGGAGAGGACGAAGGUAUUUCUCAAAUGCCCCUCAAACAAGGGAUUCUCAUCUCUGCGCAGAUUCCUCUCACCCAUCCUAAUCUAGCCUGUCCUGAAUCCUGCGUCCCCGACUCCACGCUUUCGGAGGCAUUUUGAAUUUCCUUGGCAACAUGGAACUGCCCGAAUUAAAAUUCUCUGCAUGACAGUCCUGCUCUAUCCUACACCUCCCGGUCGGCCAUCGGGCAUUGGGGGUGGGGGUGCGCAGGGUUCAAGGGCCACAAAGAGGGGGGCCACCUAUUGAGUACCGCCGGUCUAAUGUCUCAGGUAAACAAUAGGAUGGUGUCUGGAGAGGCAGGAGGGCACAGCUACUUGGUGGCAUGCUGGCAGCCCAUCCUGAUCUUGAUGCUGGGCACUGUCCUUUCUGGUUCCACCACUGGCUGCCCUUCAAGAUGUGACUGCAACGCACAGGAGCGUUCAGUCGUGUGCCACCGACGGAGACUGGCUGCUCUUCCUGAAGGCAUCCCCACAGAAACAAGGCAGUUAGACCUCAGCAAGAACCGUUUGAAAACUCUGGGGCCCGAAGAGUUUAUUAAUUACCCUCAGCUGGAGGAGUUGCAACUCAACGAAAACAUUAUCUCAUCCAUUGAACCGGGGGCUUUUGGGAACUUAAUGAAUCUUCGAACUCUAGGUUUACGUAACAACCAGCUGAAGCUCAUUCAGCUAGGGGUGUUUACAGGUUUGACCAACCUGACACAGCUGGAUAUAAGUGAGAACAAAAUUGUCAUACUGCUUGACUAUAUGUUCCAAGAGUUGUAUAACCUGAGGGCUUUGGAAGUUGGUGACAAUGACCUAGUAUUUAUCUCACCUCGAUCAUUUCAUGGCCUCAGCAACCUUGAAAGUCUCAAUAUUGAGGGAUACAAACUGGCUUCGGUUCCCACUGAUGCCCUCAGCCAUGUUCAUAACCUGUUGUCUCUUCGAUUACGUUAUCUGAACGUCAGUGUCAUAAGGGAUUACUCCUUCAAGAGGCUGUACCGACUCAGAGCACUGGAGAUUUCUCAGAUGUCUGCCCUAGAUACAAUGACACCAAAAUGUUUGUUUGGACUCAACCUCACUUCGUUGUCUGUCACAAACUGUAAUCUUACUGACAUUCCCUACCAAGCCAUCAGUCACCUAAGAUAUCUUCGAUUUCUGAACUUGUCAUUUAAUCCCAUUCAUACUGUGGAAGGAAACCAACUGUUCAAUCUACAGAAGCUCCAGGCUUUUCAUUUGGCUGGUGGGAGGUUGGUGACCAUUGAGCCCUACUCAUUUCGAGGACUUAACCAUCUCCGUGUUUUUAAUGUAUCAAGCAAUAGCUUGAGCACCCUACAGGAGUCUGUCUUUCACUCAGUAGGCAACCUGGAGACCUUGGCUUUGUUUGGCAACCCCUUGUCCUGCGACUGCCGGUUACUGUGGGUCUUCCGUCGGAGGUGGAGGCUUAACUUUAACAAACAACAGCCCAUUUGUGCUUCACCUGUGCUUGUGCAAGGAAAAGAGUUCAAAGAUUUUCCAGAUAUACUCCCUUCUGAUUACUUCACUUGCCAGAAAUCAAAGAUUGUGGAUUACAAGGUUCAAGAAAGCCAUGUAGAUGAAGGAACUACAGUAUAUUUUUCGUGUAAGGCAGAAGGUGAUCCAUUUCCAAUGAUAAUGUGGCAGUCUCCAAAAAAGGAAUACAUAACUACCAAGAAACUGGGGUCAAGGCUCUCUGUGUCCAGUGAAGGUACUCUGGAGGUGCGAUAUGCCCAGAUCCAGGACAAUGGCACCUACAUCUGUAUUGCCAGUAAUGCAGCAGGCAAUGACAGUAAAGCUGCCCACCUUUUUGUGCAUAGCUAUUCUCCAAAUUGGCCCCACCAGCCAAACAAGACAUUUGCUUUUAUAUCCAACCAGCCAAGUGAAGAAGCUGCUAAUGUGACCCGGGCAACGGUUCCAUUUCCCUUUGAUGUAAAAACACUUAUUGUUGCAACCACCAUGGGAUUUAUCUCUUUUCUUGGAGUGGUCCUCUUCUGCCUUGUAUUAUUAUUCCUCUGGAGUAGAGGGAAAGACAAUACCAAGUCAAGUAUUGAAGUUGAAUAUGUGCCACGCAAAGAGGAAUCAGAGGAAGCCAGUCCAACUGAGGCACCUGUACAAUUCAAUAUGAAAAUCAUGUGAAUCCUACGAGGAAGUUAUGUGAGCUUACAAACUGCAGUUGGGAUGCAUACUACCAUUGUUUAAAAUAUGUAAUCGGUUUAUGAGUGGUAGCACAGCUCAAAGUGCAUCUUGAAACUAUACUCAACAUUUUUUUUUACUUCAGGGACUAAUUUUUUCUAAAGAAAACGUUGAACAUUGGUUCAGAUUUCUGUACAUGUGUGUAUUGUACAGUAUGUUAACAUGCACCCAACAACCAGUAUGGUGUCUGGUAUCAAAUAAGGGUCGCAUAUAAAUAAAGCACAGUUACACAACCUGACGAAGGGGCUGCUGUUGGCAAGGACUUGGGGAAUCAUUUUAAAGAUAUGGUUCCUAAUUUCAAAAUAUCGUGUUGAGAUUAUUUUUUUCUCUGAAAGUUACUUUUGGUUUUGAUGGAUGAAGCACACGGAUAUCUUGAAUGAAAACCCAGCGGUAUUCUUUUUUCUCUAUCACAAGGAAACCAGAUGUCUUUCAUAAGUAUUAUUGUUUUCAGGUAAAUUUAUUAAGAAAUUGCACCUCUGCUUUCUGCAAAAAUCAAGGAAAACACAAGGAAAUUCCAAAAGACAAAGAAAAUUAUUUUGGAGGUGUGUAAUAUCAGCUGUUGAAUCUCAUUUGUAAUAUCUAUACAGAACAGUUAGCGAGCACUGGCAUUUCUGCUAUUUUUCCAGGGUCAUUAAAUUGUGUGUUGAAAUUUUCUCUGAACUCUCUGGCGGUGUUGUCCCAAGGAGUCCAAAACUUAAAAUGUAACCUCACUUUUCAAAAGGUGCAGCAGGAAAGUCAAUUUCUCAAGACAACUUCAAGCCCACAGAACCCAUCAGCUGGACUUUUCCCCAAACCUGGUAAAAUAAGAAGUGUGCAUGUUACCACACUGCUUAUGAAAUUUUUUUUUUAAAUCUGCUUAUUUCAACCAGCAACGGUUUGUCAUUAAAUGUAUCUUCAAUGUUGCAAUAUAUAGAUAUUUUUUCUGUAUUUUAAUCUUCCAUGUACAUUAUGCUAUAACCCAUAGCACUGUUUUUAAUAGCUAUGGUUUCUGAGAAUAUUGCAAUCCAAAGAGCAGAUUAAACAUCCAGUAAACAUGUUUUGAUGUAACUAAAUUGACAUAGAGUUGUUUCUGCUUGUUGUCAUGCAUACCCCUCUCCCCCC